Olea europaea var. sylvestris is the source of this 2394-nucleotide messenger RNA. Its product is annotated as DEAD-box ATP-dependent RNA helicase 47A. Bases 160 to 1812 code for a protein of 550 amino acids. Lineage: Eukaryota; Viridiplantae; Streptophyta; Magnoliopsida; Lamiales; Oleaceae. The transcript is spliced from 3 exons. Gene Ontology annotation, molecular function: RNA binding; ATP binding; RNA helicase activity. The record is from RefSeq and is a predicted model, not a curated record.
GAGUUUAGGGGUCUUAAUGCAAAUUUUAUGUCUAGAUAAAAUCUUGGGUUGCUCUCAACGGUCUCGUUUCUCACUGCAAUAUCAAGUUCUCUCUCUCUCCAUCUCCAUAUACUGCUGCCACUGCAACCACUAAUCGGCUAAUCGAAGUUACGUAGAGAGAUGCCUGCUUUAGCGGCAAACAGGGUGCUUCUUCUUGUUGGUGAUUCUUUUUGCUUGAGAAAAGUUUCCAGCUUUUCGUGGGUCGCUCCAAUUCGUAGCAGUGUGAGGUUUUUUGGUCGUUUUAGUACUGAAACUGUGCCUCUCACUCUCGCUAGUCUUGGUAUAAAGAGUGAAUUCGAAACCGCAAGUGGGAAUGAAAAAAAUAAAUUGAAUCAAGUGGUUUCCACAAUUGAAGUCCCUAGAAGAAGAGAAAAGAAGGUUAAUAUUAGUGGAAUUAAGGGUGUAAAGAAGAAAGAGAGAGUUGAUCUAGAGGCAUUAGCCCCCUUUGCUGCAAAAUCUUUUUCUGAGCUUGGCCUCCCGCCAUUAUUAGUUGAGAGGUUAGAGAGGGAAGGCUAUGAAGUUCCAACAGAUGUUCAAGCUGCAGCCAUUCCCCCAAUUUUUAAGAAUCAUGAUGUUGUUAUUCAGUCCUAUACGGGGUCGGGGAAAACGUUGGCAUAUCUUCUUCCUAUACUUUCUGAAGUGGGACCACUUAAGAAGGAUGUUGAACCUAGAGACAAUAUGGACGUAGAAGCUGUGAUUGUAGCGCCUUCACGGGAGCUUGGAAUGCAGAUUGUGCGGGAAGUUGAGAAGCUUCUUGGACCUGCAGAUAAGAGAUUGGUGCAACAACUUGUUGGAGGUGCGAACAGGUCGAGGCAGGAAGAGGCUUUAAAAAAGAACAAACCAGCCAUUAUCGUUGGAACACCUGGGAGGAUUGCGGAAAUCAGUGCUUCCGGAAAGCUUCAUACACAUAGCUGUCGAUACUUGGUUCUAGAUGAAGUGGAUCAACUCCUUGCAUUUAGUUUUAGGGAGGAUAUGCAUCGAAUAAUACAGCAUGUCGGUAGGAAAUCUGGUGCAGGUCUGGCUGGUGCAAAUGGUGCUAAAACCAUGCAAGCUGAUCGUCAGACUAUCAUGGUGUCUGCAACAGUGCCGUUUUCAGUGAUUAGGGCAGCUAGGAGUUGGGGUUGUGAUCCACUUCUUGUCCAAGGCAAAAGUGUUAUCCCACUAGAAUCCAUUGCUCCCCGUGCACCUGUUAAUCUCUUAGGAACUUCUUCUGAUUCCAAAUUAGGCACAAACUUACAGACUCCAGCUCCAAUGAGCCUACCACCUUCUCUGAAACAUUAUUACUCUGUUACAAGAAUACAGCACAAAGUGGAUAUGUUAAGAAGAUGUGUACACGCUGUUGACGCCAAAUGUGUGAUAGCUUUCAUGAACCACUCCAAACAACUAAAAGAUGCUGUAUUCAAGUUGGAGGCUCGUGGAAUGAAAGCUGCAGAGCUACAUGGAGAUCUGAGUAAGCUUUCUAGGUCAACAGUCUUAAAGAAAUUUAGGAAUGGGGAAGUGAGGGUGUUGUUGACAAAUGAACUUUCUGCUAGAGGAUUGGAUGUACCAGAAUGUGAUCUUGUAGUUAAUCUGGAAUUACCCACUGACUCAAUUCAUUAUGCACAUCGAGCUGGCCGAACCGGUCGUCUUGGCAGGAGAGGUACAGUGGUUACCAUAUGCGAGGAGCCACAAGUUUUUGUCGUUAAGAAGCUACAGAAGCAGCUCGGGGUCUGUAUUGAGGCUUGUGAGUUUACAGAGGGGAAACUUGUUGUGAAUGAAGAAGAGAAGACAUAGAGGCCUUGAGACCUUGUAGCUUGAUAGGAGCACACUAGUCAAAAUAACUAGGAAUAGAGCAAAUGACGUGCAUACAGAGGCAGUAGCUGCCGUCAACGUCCAUUUGUUGGAUUACUGGUACAGCAACAGAAGAAGAUGAAAGGAGGAGGUAAUCUGCCAACUAACAAAGUGGCGAUGGAAUAAUCUUGAUGAUCUUUUACUGUGGACGAAGGGAAGAAAAUGUAAAACAUGAUGUUGCGAAUCUGUGGUGUCUGUCGAUUGGAAGGUGAUAUAAUAAUUUGUUCUUGUGAAUUCCCCCUUUGUUCUUUUCCUUUUUGGCGUUUUCUUAAUGACUUGCAUUUUUAACUUUGCCUGAAUUAUUCGUAGAUAAAAGAAAGCAUGAAGUAAUAAAAUGCGCACAACAAAGAGAGCACAGAAUCAAACUCCAGUGACUCCUGUUUUUGAUUAUUUUUGUCUGUCAUGAACUUGAAAUAUUUUGUCAUUGUAAUCAUGGUGUCAUAUUGUUAAGGUUAAGAAAUUUUACACACCAAAAGCAUACUUACAGGAGAAGGAAGGUAAUGUAUUCAAGAUUUCGAUUUUUCA